Molecule: messenger RNA, 1834 nt
Organism: Rhopalosiphum maidis (corn leaf aphid)
Lineage: Eukaryota; Metazoa; Arthropoda; Insecta; Hemiptera; Aphididae
Product: D-2-hydroxyglutarate dehydrogenase, mitochondrial-like
Exons: 8
Coding region: 425-1819 (464 amino acids)
Cellular component (GO): mitochondrion
Molecular function (GO): FAD binding; catalytic activity
Source: RefSeq, a predicted model, not a curated record
CGCUCAACUCGUCGCUUAAUGCUUACAUCACAGUAUUCUGUGCUUACAAUAUGUGCUUCAAAAUAUCGGGACGUGGGACAUGGCUUCAUCCAUAGCAUAUGAUCUAAGCUGGCCAUGCUGGCUAGAGUUGCUACAAAUACCUCGAUAAUCAUUUGCUUAGAUUUAACGUCUACUACUAUGUUUCGAAAUUUCGAAAGCUUGAACGACGAUUACAACUACUCCGAUAUACUAUUAUUCCGAAAUUCUAUAUAAAUUAUUGUUAAACUCGUUAUAAAUUGAUACGAUGUGUAACUUACUUCAAGUAUAAUAUGCUAUUACCCGUGGUCAUAUAUUUACAACAAACUUGCUGUACUAUUGACUUUUGCCUUUUCUCCGAAAAUUAACUAAAGAUAGAUUUCCUAACAUAAAAAGAGGAUCUUAUGCUAUGGUAAACCCUACAGAUGUUGACUAUUUCAAAAGCCUUGUUGGCGUUAACAAUUUUAUUACCGGUGAAGAAGUAAAAUCUUAUAAUGAAGAUUGGUUAAAAUCUAUUUCUGGUUUCAGUAAGUAUGUGCUUAAACCAAAAACAACUGAACAGGUAUCAUCAAUUCUGAAAUAUUGUUAUGAGCGUGGUAUAGCAGUUUGUAUUCAAGGUGGUAAUACUGGUCUCGUUGGAGGUAGUGUUCCAGUUUUUGAUGAAGUAAUUUUGUCUACUUCUGCGAUGAAUAAAAUUAUUAGCUUUAAUAAAUUAUCAGGUGUUUUGGUAUGUCAGGCUGGAUGUGUUUUAGAAAAUUUGAUGAAUUAUGUUCAAAACGAAGGAUUUAUAAUGCCAUUUGAUUUGGGUGCAAAAGGCACCUGUCAUAUUGGAGGUAAUUUAGCAACUAAUGCUGGAGGUCUAAGAUUAAUUAAAUACGGAAGUCUACAAGGAAGUGUGUUGGGAUUACAAGCGGUAUUGGCUGAUGGACAAGUUUUAGAUUGUCUUAAUACAUUGAAAAAAGAUAAUACAGGAUAUCAUUUGAAACAUUUAUUUAUUGGUUCUGAAGGAACAUUGGGAGUUAUUACAAAAAUUGCUAUUCAAUGUCCAAAUACUCCAAAAUUUGUUAAUGUAUCAUUUAUUGGCUUAGAAUCAUUUGAUAAAGUAUUGAGUUUCUUCUCACUAGUACGAAAAGAAUUUUCUUCUAGUCUUUCGUCAUUUGAACUAAUGGAUUCUGUAGCUAUAAAAAGUGUACAAAAAAAUAUUGGUAUUAAAUGUCCAAUAAAUGAAGAUCUGAAAUUUUACGUUCUUGUUGAAUUAUCAGCUGAUAAUAAUUACAUUAAUCAUUCAAUUCAAGAAUUUUUAGAAAAAGCUCUCAUUGAAGAAGUAAUUUUAGAUGCUACUGUAGCAGACCAACCAUCGCUAAUUCAAAAUUUAUGGAAAAUCAGAGAAAAUAUUCCUGAAAGUUUACUAAGAUAUGGAUAUGUCUAUAAGUAUGAUAUAACUUUACCGCAUGAGUUCUUUUAUGAUAUUGUGCCUGAUAUAAGAAAACGAUUAGAAAAACUAGAUGUCAAAGCUGUUUGUGGAUAUGGUCAUUUAGGUGAUGGAAAUUUACAUUUAAAUGUAGCUACUAAUGAACAUAAUGAUGAAAUAGCUUCAGCUAUUGAACCUUAUGUUUAUGAAUGGACUAGUAAAUAUAAAGGAAGUAUAAGUGCUGAACAUGGAAUUGGAUUUUUAAAGAGUAAAUAUUUAAAAUAUUCAAAAUCCAAUUUAGAAGUAGAUUUAAUGAAAAAAAUAAAAAAUAAUAUUGAUCCCAAGAAAAUAUUAAAUCCAUACAAGAUUUUUCCUCAAGAUAAUAUUAAUUGAGUUAUAAAGUUAAAU